Fusarium musae is the source of this 1077-nucleotide messenger RNA. RefSeq lists its product as uncharacterized. Gene Ontology annotation, molecular function: oxidoreductase activity. Bases 1 to 1077 code for a protein of 358 amino acids. Lineage: Eukaryota; Fungi; Ascomycota; Sordariomycetes; Hypocreales; Nectriaceae. The record is from RefSeq and is a predicted model, not a curated record. Gene Ontology annotation, cellular component: mitochondrion. The transcript has 5 exons.
AUGGCAACAGAGAUGCUCUCGAUCACGGCGCCCAGCUAUACUAGCCCGAGUGGCUAUAAACUUUCGACAGUAUCAAAGCCAACUAUCACUGAGGAGAAAGAUGUACUCAUCAAAGUCCAUGCAGCGAGCAUCAAUCCAGUCGAUGUCAAGAAGGCUGCUGGUGUCUUCAAAAUGGCGAUAAAGGAAGAAUUCCCAUAUAAAAUUGGAUAUGACGCGGCUGGCGUCGUCGUGGAAGUCGGAAAAGGUGUGGCAAGACUGAAAGUUGGCGAUGAAGUCUAUACAAGGUUGCCAGAAGUCGGGAGAGGUGCCUGGAGUGAAUUUGCAAAGUGCCCAGAUCACUAUGUAUCUUUGAAACCUAAGAGUCUCUCCUUUGCCGACGCUGCAUCAUUGCCACUGGCCGGAGUCACAGCCUUGCAGGUUCUCGGGCAGUACAAGGGCUCACUAGAGGGCAAGACAGUGUUUAUCCCUGCGGGCUUGAGUGGAACAGGAGCCAUCGCCUGCCAGUUGGCCAAGAACGUAUUCCAUGCCGGAAAGGUUAUCACUACAGUCUCGACCGCAAAAAUCCCAAAAGUAUCAGAGCUUCUUGGCGAGGGCACAGUGGAUCAGAAUUACACCAAGGAGAAAAUCUCAGAAGCCAUUCCUUCAAAGUCCGUCGACUUUUGCUUCGACACUACCGGCCAAGCCAUGGAAUUCCUCUCUCUUAUGGUCCCCUCAACCGGCAUGAUCGUCUCAAUCUCAACAACUCCAUCAGCAUCAACUCUUCAGGCAUCAAGCGUAAUGCGGCGUCCAGAUAACCCUCGGAUCCCAUUCGCCGGACGAGUUUUCCUUGAUGCAGCGGACGCGAUACGCAGACUCCGGGCUUGGCGAUGGGGCGUCACAUAUAUGUAUCACUUCCUAGAUCCAAAUCGAGAGGAUCUGGAUACGCUUACAGGCUAUGUGGAGAGUGGAAAGGUGAAGCCAAUUGUUGGUGCCAAGGUCGACAUGAGAGAUAUUAAGGCAGUCCGCGAAGCUUGCAAUCAGACAUACAACGGAAAAGGCGGGUUGGGAAAGACUGUCUUUGAAGUGAUCAAGGAUUAA